AAAUCCUGGCGCAGACGACAAGUCGUCAAGACUGGCGGGCUAACGAUUCGAUUGGCUUUGGCUACUAUUGCCAGAUUGUCAUUGUGUAUUUGAGUUUAUUUUUCUUCCUGUUUUAACUUUAUUUUAAAUUAGAGAUGAAAAUAUACAGAAAGUAAAAUCUGUUUUAUGUCUAAACAUAUCUAGACAUGACAUAUCUUGGAACUCUGUCCUUGAUUUCCAUGUUAAGGACGGUCCUACCAUUGAAAGUUGUGCUAUGUUUUUUUUUUUAAAUUUCUGCUUUGGAUAAUAGACAAUUAAGAAAAGGAAAUAGACUAGUAACUUAGCCAGAUUUUUCUAGCGUGCAAGAUCAACACACUGCUACAAACCAUCACGUAACGAUUCAAAAAUCAAUACUGAUGAGGGAAACUGCUGUAACGGUGAGAGGAAUCAUUCUCGACGACAUCUCCAGUGCCUAAGUGGACACCGCCUGGACACGAAGACAUGAUCUAUUGGACGCCGUCUGAAGUGAAUCUCGUUUUUAUCCAGAGAAGAACAUUACCCUCUCGUUUGUCUCCCCUUUUAUCAUAGGGCCAAACGUCUGCAACCCAGUUGAAACCACCCACUCCAUCUGCAGCCAUCUUUUAUCGUUUUAUUUUAGCUGCCACUUUAACUGGAAUCAUGAUUCCAAGAAAUCUCAAGUGAACUGGGCGGUCACAGGUCAAGUGAAGGACAUUAAAUAUGUCCUCUGUGUCCCGUCAUGCAACUCUGGCAUUGAACUUCUGCUUCAACUGAGGGCCAAGUGUCAAGCUGUAAAAUUAUCGCCCGUUGAUCUUCGGCUAACUUUAAUGUCGUCUGCUGAUUCUUCCCGCCACCAUCACAGCUAAUAAACGAUAAAAGGGUUUGCGGAAGAGAGAUAAGGAAAGAGAGGCGAAAAAAAAAGAGGAACACGUCACAGACAGAGGGACUUUUGUCGUUUUUAUUUAUUGUACUCUUAGCAAUUCAUUUGAAGGUGUGUUGUUUCUACCAAAUUGAAACAAGGACAGAGUUUUGGUAGAGUGAUCAUAACCCUUGCCAAUGUACAAGUUAUCUUCCCUUUAUCUGAUUUAAAACGAUUCUAAUUCUGGUUUACAUGUGUUCAAUAUUUUAUAAAAAAAAAUUCAUAAGGAUAACACCUUCCAAACAUUUCUUUUAGUGUCUACAUGUACAAGUUCACAAAGACAAUAGAAGAAAAAGAAAGUACAUGGGACACAAAUCUGCCAGCUUAUUCAGCAGACGUUUUGUAAUGAAUGAAUGGAUGCACAGAUCUCGUUACUUCAGCAGCACGCGAGACUGUUCACGAGAUUUACAAUUAUCACUUCUGUUCUGUUCAUGUAGGAACAUUGUAGACUUUCAACCAAAAGGAAGUAGAUUUACCGAGACAUUCGCAUCGAAUUAGUAAGUUUAUAAUAUUAUAAAAGGUUCUCUGAUACAAAGUAUAUUUUUUUAUUAUUUGUGUUUAUAUAAAACAAAUAUGAGCUUUUAUUCGUAUAGGAAACAAGAUAAUUAUUAUUAUUAUAUAUACAUAUAUAUUUAUUAUUUGAAUGAAUUGAUCUAGACUAGAAUCUUCGUUGAUAUUCACAAAACUACGAUAGGCCUACAUUAAAAUGGUUUGCUGUGAAUGCAACCCAAUAACUGUGAUCAUUUUACGACAAUUAAAGACGAAACUAUGCUAAGUCUGUUUCAAAUCAUCUUAACAUAUUAAAUCGCAUUAGUGUGUAGUGUCUCCUUCUUUUAGAGAGAUAUCAGAGCUCAGUUUCUGACACUUUGCACGCGCGAACACAUGCCUUCUGUAAAUGGUGCUAGUGAAGGUCUUAAUGACCAAAUCCUAACUUGAACACAGUGUGUAAGGAUCUAGAGAAAAAAAGAAUACCACCAGAGACGUAAGUUGGCUGAGUCUGGACCUCCACUGCAGGAUAGGAAAGUAGCGUCAGUGACGUCCUAUUAGUGUAAAACAAACUUUAACAAGAAUAGUUUGUUUUUUUUGCUUCACAUUGAUUAAAUCGGCUCUCGCCUCAAAGAGGUUUCUCUCGAGAUCCACGUCUGCUGAGAGGCGUAUGACAUCAACUCAAAGUCAGGAUGAGCUAGUCACACAGCGUUCCCAUUUUGUUACUGUUGAGACUGUCAUCUGUCAUCUCGCCUGAAAACAACGUUCAACAGUUGACAUCAUACUAUGGGACAGUUUCAUAAAGGUCCCGAUGCUGUGCUUAUCGGUGGUAUAACAGGAGGACUGGCUUUGUUCGUUGGUCUGGUGAUGGUCAUAGCAUGGUACAUUUACCGGAAGAAAAAAGGCCUGACAUUACUUCCGGCCACCGAUUCCUCCACCGGUCUGCCGACAACUCAGUGGGCGGCCCCCGGAGCCAUUCCUAUCAGCCGCAGCUACCCAGAUAUUGUCACCCACACGUCAGAGCAGGGCAAGCUCAAAGGGGGACUUGCUAAGAAAAACAUUACUGACCGCCAGUGGACUCUGCCCACCGUGCCGCAGAGGCACCAAAACUUCCAGCGAUUGGUCUCUCACAGGCUAAACCUUUCGCAAAUCGAGUUCACCGUUCAGAGCGUCAAGCAGAAAGAGCAACCAGAUCUCGGUACCAUUAAGCCGGAGCUCUACAAGCAGGCCUCCGUGGACAGCUUAAGAUCUGAACACGUUCCUUGUGGUAAGCUCUUCUUCAGCCUGAGAUACAGCCAAGAAGACCUUGCUCUUGUGGUUACUAUCAACAGAGCCGAAAACCUUCCAGCAAAAGACUUCUCAGGAACUUCAGACCCAUACGUCAAGGUGUACCUCCUGCCUGACAGGAAAACGAAGCUCCAGACCAAAGUCCACCGGAAGACGCUGAACCCAGAGUUCAACGAGACCUUCUCUUUUAUCGUGCAGUACGAAGAGCUGACAGAGAGAUGUCUCCAGUUCAACAUCUACGAUUUCGAUCGAUUCUCCAGGCACGACGCCAUAGGGACAGUCAAGGUCAAGGACAUAUUAGGAGAGGGCAGUUUGUCUAAGGAGACAUUUUUUGUCAGGGACGUCUACGCAUCACAACAGGAGAAGACAGAUAUUGGAGAAGUGAUGCUAUCCUUGUGCUACCUACCUACUGCUGGCCGACUCACACUGACCGUGGUCAAAGCUAGAAACCUGAAAGCCAUGGACAUUACAGGCUAUGCUGACCCGUACGUGAAAGUCUGUCUGAUGUGUCAAGGACGGCGCAUCAAGAAAAGGAAGACCUCUGUCCAGCGGAACACCUUAAAUCCAGUAUUUAACGAGGCCCUGGUCUUUGAUGUCCCUCAGGAAAGUGUAGAGGACGUUUACUUGGUCGUGAAACUGGUGGACUAUGAUAGAAUCGGCAGUGAUGAGCUGAUGGGGUGUGUGGCGUUGGGACCCAAGAUGAACGGUCAAGGCCGCGAGCACUGGUAUGAGAUGCUGGAAAGCCCCAGGAAGCCCGUCGCCCAGUGGUACUCCCUCAUGGAACAUGUCACCCUUCCCAGUAGCAACAACGGAAAAUGCUGCCUCAGACAGCGCCAAUCAACGGAGGAGUCCAAGAACAGUGAUGGCGCUUUGUAAAAAGUGUGGCCCCCAUGUUGAGUUCAAGGUCAUGCUAAACCAAAUAUGAUAAAAAUGACCCCCAAAGGUCACUAAUUGUCAAGGUCAAAAGGUCGCUAUUUUGACUUGUGCGGUUCGGUCCAACAGAAUCUCGACUUUACUGCUUCCAUCUUUAAUGGCGGCUGACGCGAGUCAGACGACCACGACAGCAGACGACUGCUAAUUGCUGUCACUUGUGUGCUUCUUUGACUUCACAAGUGUGAGAGAAUGUCUCUGAAAACCCAGAACGUCUUGAUAUACUAAACAACAUACCUGAUGUAUUUUGGUCAAGAAGAUUUCGUUACCCCAAAAAUUGGGUCAAAUGAAAUCUUUUUUGGGGUGCUUGUUUCCUUUUUUUAAAUGUGAUUUGUAUCUUCUGUCAUUUGACGUUGAAUGUUCAUUCGCAAAAUGACAUUUCAGGUAAAUAUUCUUACUUAUCAUUGUUGAAAUCAAAUAAGAACUAGAUAAGGUUAAAAAAGACACUUAUAAUUUUUAUUCACAAAUGUACACAUUUCAUAUAAAUAUAUAUAGAAUUUGGACAUAUAUAUAUAUAUAUAUAUAUAUAUAUUAUUCAUUAAUAUACACAUUUCAUAUAAAUUAAUUAAAAAAAAAAACUUUGGUAUAUUGCAAAACCCUCAAACAAAAAAAAAUAAUUAUGUCAUAAUAUUUGGGAAAUAGGAAGAUUUAUACAAUUUUUGUUGUUUAUAUAAAUAUAUUUUUUUACUAUAAUAUUUUGGCUCUUACUACUUCCCAAGAAGUUUUAAUUUUGUUAGUGACAAUCUCAUUAAAUGUGUCAAAGAUGUUACGAUAAUGAAUUCAAGUAAACUUAAAUGAGAAUAUUUCAUCUGUCCAAGAAACAAGAGGGACAACUACAGUUUUAGAGAGAGAAGAAAUGUACACUUUAUUGAAAGGGUUAUGUACAUACAGUCUGACACCUGGCUUCAGAUUGGAUAUUAGGGGUGAAGUAUGUCUUGCUGAUAGGAUUGAAGGCUCUGUAUUGAAGUAAUACAAAGAUAAGUAUUCGACAAGUACAUUUCAAUGUUAUGUCCACUCCUAAAGUUUUCAGAUGCUACGAAAUUAAGAAUAGGUCAACAAUCUAUUAGCUGGGGUCAGUUACCUGAUGCUUGUAAUCUUCUUAUAUAAAAUGUCACACCUAUAUCUUAAUUGGUAAGUAAUAGAAUGUUUAGAUCGGUGUCGCCUACACGCUAGUCAGGCACAGGCUUUCAUUUCAUUUCUGUCAGAACUGAUAGAAUUAUAAAAUAGAAUGCUCCAGACAUAGACCUAACAGUGAUGUGAAGUAUAAUAGCAGUACUACUUCAAGCUGAUCCAGAAAAGAAAUGUGUAUUUAAAAUGUGAAAUAGAUUUUAAACAAUUUAAAACAAAGUGAUGUUGUUCAAACAGAGAAAACAAGAGAUUUGUUGAACCUGUAGAGGGAGAUAACUUGUAAGUAGGUUGUCUUUCAUUAUCUCUUAUAUUUAAAAGUGGCAUGGAAUGUCAACAAGUGUCCAGGAAAUGUCAACAUGGGCCGUUUUUCAUUGUCAUGAGUGCCAAAAAGUGUCCAUUAAAUGUCUACACAGGCCAUUUUACAUUGUCAUUAAUGUCAACAAGUGCAAAUGACAAUCUUUUUAAUUUUCAAUAACAUUUUUUAUAACGGACAUUCAAGCCCGUGACAAUGUCUAAACGUGUAUUUGACAAUCUCUCAGCUGCAUACACAUUUUUUAUCAUGUCAAAUGACUAUUUUUUUGAUACGUGUCAAUGUCAAAGACAUACAAGACAACUCCUAUUACAUGUGUAUCUCUCUACUUGGUCUUCCCUCUUUGGUACAUUCUUCUUUCUCCCCCCUCCCGGUGUGUGUAUUGACCACGGUCCUUCCCCCUUUCAAUUGUUUUUUUCUGGUUCAGUUUUUUUUAUUUCAAUUCUUUCACGUCGUGCUGCCCAAUGCCUGUAUUGUUGUCAGUGUUACGGCGCUGUGCCCUUGUUACUAUACAGCUACAUCAUCAUCACCGAUGAAGUUAUAUGUAUGCAUUGAGAAAUACAUUACACGCAACUUUACAUACUCAUAAAUAUUUUUAUUUUAUUACUAUAAACUUUUAAAAAAUUGUCAACUCCAAAUAGAUAUAAUUUAAAGAAAGGGAAAUAAAUGGGAAAUGUUUUUAAUUUGCAGAGUUAUAGAACUUAAUGGCUGCUAGAGUUUGUUGCAAACUAUUUAUUAUAGUUCAUUUUUCAUUAGUAGUGCAAGUAUUGCUAUUUGGAUUCUCUCUGAAGUACUUACUGAGUUCAAAUAUUUAGUCUUGAAACUGUUAAUUGUAGAGAUGUAAAUGUCUAUUCUGAGUCUGUAUAGUUUGUACUGUUCAGUAAAUAGGUUGCAUGUUUCUGUACGCGUCAAAUUACUAACGAGUACUUGGUUACAGACUUGUAGACGAAUAAUACAACUCCACAAAUAGAGUGAACAACCAGCAGGCAUUUGAAGUUUAAUUUAAGUCUAGUCUCAGUCACUAUCACGUACGAUGUUACCUCUAUGAAAGCCUAGCCUCAACUGUCCGUUUUAUCUCGCUAAGCUACAGUCUCGCUUUGGAGACUAUGUCGUUAUAAUUUCAUUCACUAUCAGUCACCUAAAGUGUGUCUCUACAUAAUGAAUUUAAAGGAAACAUUCAAACAUUAGAGAAUGUUGACCAUAUCAAUCAAAACUGCAUACUUAAAGACUCGAACAAGACACUGGCCCCAAAACAAAUACAAUAGGGAGAGCUGACUGAUAUCUGAAAUAUAGGACUAGCUGUCUGGGCCCUCCACAUAAGAUUAUAACUCAGAAGGGUUGGGCAGGCUAAGAUAGUUCAUUACUCAGAGGGGUUAGUCAGGCUGACAUAGUUCAUUACUCAGAAGGGUUGGGCAGGCUGAGAUAGUUCAUUACUCAGAAGUGUUGGGCAGGUUGUGAUAGUUCAUUAGAGGGGUUAGGCAGGCUGAGAUAGUUCAUUACUCAAAGGGGUUGGGCAGGCUGAGAUAGUUCAUUACUCAAAGGGGUUGAGCAGGCUGAGAUAGUUCAUUACUCAGACUGGUUGGGCUGGCUGAGAUAGUUCAUUACUCAAAGGGGUUGGGCAGGCUGAGAAAGUUCAUUACUCAGAGGGGUUGGGCUGGUUGAGAUAGUUCAUUACUCAAAGGGGUUGGGCAGGCUGAGAUAGUUCAUUACUCAAAGGGGUUGGGCUGGCUGAGAUAGUUCAUUACUCAGACUGGUUGGGCUGGCUGAGAUAGUUCAUUACUCAGAGGGGUUGGGCUGGCUGAGAUAGUUCAUUACUCAGACUGGUUGAGCUGGCUGAGAUAGUUCAUUACUCAGAGGGGUUGGGCUGGCUGAGAUAGUUCAUUACUCAGACUGGUUGGGCUGGCUGAGAUAGUUCAUUACUCAGAGGGGUUGGGCUGGCUGAGAUAGUUCAUUACUCAGACUGGUUGGGCUGGCUGCGAUAGUUCAUUACUCAGAGGGGUUGGGCUGGCUGAGAUAGUUCAUUACUCAGACUGGUUGGGCUGGCUGAGAUAGUUCAUUACUCAGAGGGGUUGGGCUGGCUGAGAUAGUUCAUUACUCAGACUGGUUGGGCUGGCUGCGAUAGUUCAUUACUCAGAGGGGUUGGGCUGGCUGAGAUAGUUCAUUACUCAGACUGGUUGGGCUGGCUGAGAUAGUUCAUUACUCAGAGGGGUUAGGCUGGCCGAGAUAGUUCAUUACCCUGAAGUGUUGGGCAGGCUGGGAUAGUUUGGACACACUGAUGGAAGAAUUGAGAUCCCCUGAAGAAACUUUUCCUGGACAAACUGAAGCAUUGUAUAGACAUGCCUCUCUAUAAGUAGUUACGGGGGGGGGGGGCUUGUAAUAGAGAUAAGAGUUGAACUGAAGCUGUAGGAAAGAGGACUAUCUCUACCAUUGGGAGCAUCAACCAAAUUUGUUUUCGUAUUUUUCCGAAUAGAUAAAAAAAAUCAAGCUUUUAGGUGUAGCAUUAUAAUAUUCAUAAAUUUAAAAGUAGACAGAUCUUAAAUAUAGACCUGCAGAAGGUUAAUACCCAGAGAAGCUGUGGCUACAACACUUUCAUGGCCUCUUCUACAAACUUCCCUAACCCUAGAGAAUCCAAACACUAUGUUGUAAAGAAUACAGAAACACCAUUUGUAAUGUUCAGUCACCUUAACCAACAUAAAAUUAUAAAUAAACGCGAUUAUGUCCCUCAUGUCAAUAUCAUAAAGACCAACUUGAACUAAGCUAACAAGUUCCAAGACCCUAGAGUCCUCUUGUCCUGCUGUUACUUUGUAUGUGUGUGUGUGUGUGUGAGAGAGAGAGAGAGAGAGAGAGAGCGAAUGCUUUUUACAGAGUUUUAAUGUUGUUUUAACAGCCCCCCCCCCUUUUUUUUUAAACAUUCAUUUUUUUUUUAAAUCUAAAAUAUAUCUUCUUCUUAUCUUAUGUAAUAGAGACGUUACUUCAAAAAAGAAGAUGAUUACGUCCUACGCGUCAUGCAUUUAGUCAUGCAUAUUAACCAAUGACUUCAAUUCUGCCAAUGACAGAAUUUAACAGAACUUAAAUGCCGUUUAAGUUGUACAUACUUUAAAAAGCACCUUUCUCGAUGGCAUUUUGACCAUCAUUUGAAUGUUACAUUCGCUUGUAAUUAUAUCUUUCGUUAUUGUAAUACCAUUUUUUUUGUUACUAAUUAAACGCCAUGUUGCCAAAUGUGUGUGUGUGUGUAUUUCAUUAAGUCGAUAUAAUUGUCAGACAAAUUUGUUACUAAAUAUUGAGAACAUAGAAACAUAUUUACAGACACAGAGAGAGAGAGAGAGAGAGAGAGUGUGUACACAACACAUCUCUAAUGUUCUACCCGCGCUGUUUUCAAACAUUUCUUCUUCUUUCACUCUCUGUUUCACUAUUUGUUUUCGUAUUUCUAAUAUUUUAAAAUGUUAUUAUUGUGAUUAUAAUUGUGAUAUUUUACAAGUUUUUACUAAAAAAAAAAACAAAAUGGGUGUGCUGCCCUCUGAGUUGUGAUCGUUUGAAUAUUUGGGUUCACCAUUUGUGCUAAAUAUGUCGUCUGUGUUCAAACUCAAAUCAUUUACAUUUUUGUUGAGUGUUAUUUUCUGAAAGAUAAAUUGUGUAUCAUUGUUUUUAACUACAUUUUUAUUAUAUUAUAUUAUAUUAUAUUAUAUUAUAUUAUAUUUGCUAUUACCAAAUAUCACAAAGAUUUUCAAUACAGACGCUCACUCUGUAAUUCACAAAAAGAUCGAUGGGGAAUUUUCAUAUAUUGAUCAGAAACAUUCCUUUUUUUUUUACAUUUUUGUUCAUCUUCCUUUUAAUUUUUUUUAGUUCCAACUAGAAUGACACAUUAGGAUUCUGGCCAGGAAUCAAUUUUUUUAAAAAUAUAAAUAAAGCUGAUGUUUAGAAUCAAAGUUCUGAUAAAGUUCUGCCUACUCAUCAAAAGUUCAGACACAUAAAAUCAGCUAGGAGACUCUUGGAACAAUUCUGUGCAUAUUUUUUUUUUCAAUAUUUUUUAUCUAUCGUGUUGUCUCCCAGACCCAAGUUUGCUGUCAAUAUACUGGCACCAGUGUGUCUCGUGAUGCCGUGUGUUCAGUAGACAUACUUGGAGUGCCACCAAUUCUUGAUUUGAAAAUACUUUUGUAUUUAUCUAAAUAUCUAUUCAUAUAUCUAAUACAUUCUUAUUUUAUUGAGCAAAUACC
Biomphalaria glabrata is the source of this 9271-nucleotide messenger RNA. RefSeq names its product synaptotagmin-6-like. The transcript is spliced from 6 exons. Gene Ontology annotation, cellular component: membrane. Gene Ontology annotation, biological process: regulation of dopamine secretion; calcium-ion regulated exocytosis; cellular response to calcium ion. The record is from RefSeq and is a predicted model, not a curated record. Gene Ontology annotation, molecular function: calcium-dependent phospholipid binding; clathrin binding; SNARE binding. NCBI's taxonomy places the organism in Eukaryota, Metazoa, Mollusca, Gastropoda, Planorbidae. Bases 2189 to 3565 code for a protein of 458 amino acids.